AUGCAAGAGAACCUCUCCCUGCUGGAGGAAGUGAGACCGCCCUUCGUGGGCAUGCGGGCAGACCUGCAGGAGCCCACGCAAGCAAGCUCUGAGACUCUGGAGAAGCCGUGCGUGGAACCAGGAACUCAACUGUGGAGCCGACCACAUCUGCCAGGAUGACCUUGGCAUCUCCUUUGGCUUCCCAGGACCAUUUCUAGCCUCAGUCGCAGAACCAUUUCCUCCCCCUCCCCCAACACCCAGUUGGAGACCCUGGUGGUGGGGAGUAACCCGGAGCUGAAUGCAGAGGUGACUGUGUGGAAUGCCGGCGAGGACUCCUAUGGAACCACAGUCACCUUUGCCUACCCUCCUGGGCUGUCCUACCGCCGUGUGGCAGGGGGCCAGCUGCACCUGACAUGUGACAGCUCCCCAGCUGGGGGCCAGGGCACCAGCUGCAGCCUCAACCACUUCAUCUUCCGUGGAGGCUCCCAGAUCACCUUCCUGGCUACGUUUGACGUCUCCCACAAGGUUGUGCUGGGAGACCGGCUGCUGCUGACAGCCAGUGUGAGCAGUGAGAAUAACACCCCCACAACCAGCAUGACCAACUCCCAGCUGGAGGCCCCUGUAAAGUUCAAGUCCACCCAUGCCUCUCCUCUCUCCAGCCACGAGCAAUCCACCAGAAACCUCGACUUCUCGGACUCAGAGGAGGGGGAAAGCAGCGUGGCCAGGCACGGGUACCAGGUGAACAACUUGGGACAGAGGGACCUGCCUGUCAGCAUCAACUUCUGGGUGCCCGUGGAACUGCACCACAUGACCGUGUGGACAGAGGUGGAGGUCUCCCACCCGCAGAACCUGUCCAUCCAGUGCUCUUCGGAGAGAACAGUGCCCACAGAGUCUGACUUCCGGACUCACUUUCAGAAGAAUCCUGUGCUGGACUGCUCCAUUGCUGACUGCCUGAGGUUCCGCUGUGACAUCCCCUCCUUCGGCAUCCAGGAGGAACUUGACUUCAUCCUGAAGGGCAACCUCAGCUUCGGCUGGGUCAGCCAGACGUUGGAGAAGAAGGUGUUGGUCAUGAGUGUGGCCGAAAUCACGUUCAACAGGUCCGUGUAUUCCCAGCUUCCAGGACAGGAGGCGUUUGUGAGAGCCCAGACGAAGACGGUGCAGGAGGAGUGUGAGGUCCGCAACCCCGUCCCGCUCAAGGUCAGCUGUGUAGGGGGCCUGCUGCUUCUGGCUCUCGUCACAGCCGUGCUGUACAAGCUUGACUUCUUCGGGCGGCAGUACAAGGAAAUGAUGGAGGAAGCAGCAAAGAGACAGAUUGCCCUGGAAAACAGGACCUCGGAACCCCUACUUGCCCAGUGA
Messenger RNA from Propithecus coquereli (Coquerel's sifaka), 1335 nucleotides. Its product is annotated as integrin alpha-X-like. Gene Ontology annotation, cellular component: integrin complex; external side of plasma membrane. Gene Ontology annotation, biological process: cell adhesion mediated by integrin; integrin-mediated signaling pathway; cell-cell adhesion. Lineage: Eukaryota; Metazoa; Chordata; Mammalia; Primates; Indriidae. Gene Ontology annotation, molecular function: integrin binding. The record is from RefSeq and is a predicted model, not a curated record.